CGCCAGCCACUUGUCGUGAGCACGCGAUAUAUAUACGCGGCUUGAUCGCGAUUAAGUUUCUCGUUUCUUCAUAUUUUUAUCAAUCGUCGAUUGUUCGAUCUUAGCUGUUCGAUCCGCGUUCCAAUCGCAGUUAUUCGAUAUUGAAAAAUGCCGUUUCCGGAAACCGCCAAUGGUCAUGACAGCUACUCGGCUGUCAAACGGUUGACCAAUAACGAUGUGUUGCAAACAAACGUGAAGCAGGAGCGACACACGUACACCUUCGAAAUAUUGCAGGAGUCAGCGCAAUACUUACUGGACCGCAUCAAGAUUAGGCCGAAGAUAGGGGUGAUAUGCGGUUCGGGAAUGGGAUCAUAUGAGCAAAACGAGUUGUGUCCAGGUUCGAUCGCGGAAUCCCUCGUGGACAAGCAAUGCUUCCCCUACGAAGAGAUCCCACAUUUUCCGGUGUCCACGGUAAAAGGCCACACCGGCCAGAUGGUCUUCGGUUAUCUUCAAGGCGUACCGGUCAUGUGCAUGCAGGGCAGGUUUCAUUAUUACGAAGGCUAUCCACUCUGGAAGUGCGCCAUGCCGGUGAGAGUGAUGAAGCUGGUAGGAGUGACGCAUCUAAUCGCUACAAACGCGGCCGGCGGUCUAAAUCCCACCUACAAAGUCGGUGACAUCAUGAUAGUGAAGGAUCAUGUGAAUAUGAUGGGUUUUGCCGGUAACAACCCGCUUCAAGGACCGAACGACGACAGAUUUGGUCCUCGAUUUCCGCCCAUGAACAAGGCUUACAACGCCACGUUGAUGGAGAUCGGUAGACAGGAAGCUGAAGAAAUGGGUAUUGGCGAUAUCGUACACAAGGGAGUUUACACGUGUUUGGGUGGGCCCAAUUUCGAGACGGUAGCAGAGUUGAAGAUGCUGCGAAUGGUCGGCGUCGACGCCGUUGGUAUGUCCACGGUUCAUGAAGUGAUCACCGCCCGGCAUUGCGAUCUCACCGUGUUCGCAUUCAGUUUAAUCACCAAUUCGUGCGUCACUGAAUACGAGGAUCACGGUGAAGCGAACCAUGAGGAAGUGAUGGACGUUGGCAAGGCGCGACAGCCGGUUCUUCAGGAAUACGUGUCCAGAAUCGUGAUACGUCUCAGAGACAUGCUGCAAUUACCGACGAAAUAAUUUGUUCGAGAUUUUGACGAUCGGGAACGUUCGCUUCGCCAUAGGGGGGAUCUCAGAUUGUUGAGUUGUUCAUUUCAAUUCUUUAUUUUCAUCUCUAUAAACAAAGCUCCGGAAAGUUUCGUUUAUUAAGAAUUGAGAAAUUGUAGCACCAAAUAAGGUUUCAAUUUCAGCUUUCGUCUAUCCAGUAUAAGAUUCUUGAAUUACUUUGAGAUCCUUUCUUAACGAAACUGUAGUAAUAGCAAUCAUAAGUGGCGGAGACUUAAUGCGUGAUUGACAGGGGCAGUUCUCGAAUCCUCGUUAUUCCCAUCGCAGUUUCUUACCUAUUUAGUUGGCGUCUAGGUUCCACUUAUCUGAAUUUGAGCUCGAUUCAGAUCUCAAUUGAUUCGUUAUCGCGUCUUGAGGGGCCCUCGUUGGAGAAGGAAAUGAGGAAGGAAUGGGGGGAAGAAGAGAAGAAAAAGGAGCGGAGAAGGAG
Messenger RNA from Temnothorax curvispinosus, 1618 nucleotides. RefSeq names its product purine nucleoside phosphorylase. Gene Ontology annotation, biological process: nucleoside metabolic process. Gene Ontology annotation, cellular component: cytoplasm. Lineage: Eukaryota; Metazoa; Arthropoda; Insecta; Hymenoptera; Formicidae. Bases 148 to 1146 code for a protein of 332 amino acids. The transcript has 6 exons. The record is from RefSeq and is a predicted model, not a curated record. Gene Ontology annotation, molecular function: purine-nucleoside phosphorylase activity.